Molecule: messenger RNA, 2274 nt
Organism: Salvia miltiorrhiza (redroot sage)
Lineage: Eukaryota; Viridiplantae; Streptophyta; Magnoliopsida; Lamiales; Lamiaceae
Product: T-complex protein 1 subunit eta
Exons: 14
Coding region: 299-1978 (559 amino acids)
Biological process (GO): protein folding
Cellular component (GO): chaperonin-containing T-complex
Molecular function (GO): ATP-dependent protein folding chaperone; ATP hydrolysis activity; ATP binding
Source: RefSeq, a predicted model, not a curated record
UCGAACUCCUCAAAAUAUAUCACUAAAAUAGUGGAGUAAUUACAAUAAACAAAGUAAAUACUGUAAAAUACUUAAUUUUUUGCUUUCAUUACUUUUCAUGGUAACAUUUUUAAAAGCGGAGAGUUUUCAUUUUGGUUUGUUACAAAAACCCAAACACGCUCUUAAGUUUCAAAGAAAAAAACCACUAGAAACCCUCCAAAGGCCUCGCCAUUAAACCCUAGAACAUUCAUUCAUUCUCUCGCUUCAACUCCUCGCGCUACGAAGCCACAAUCUUCACGGAGAAACUCAAAUCUUAACAAUGUCAUCUAUGCUGCAACCCCAAAUUAUACUGCUCAAGGAAGGAACUGAUACAUCUCAAGGAAAACCACAAUUAAUAAGCAACAUAAAUGCGUGCUCGGCUGUGGCUGAUGUCGUGCGAACUACUCUUGGUCCAAGGGGCAUGGACAAAUUGAUCCAUGAUGACAAGGGGAAUACCACCAUCUCUAAUGAUGGUGCCACCAUAAUGAAGCUUCUUGACAUUGUUCAUCCUGCUGCCAAGAUCCUUGUUGACAUUGCAAAAUCCCAAGAUUCCGAGGUUGGUGAUGGAACCACUACAGUAGUUCUGCUUGCAGGAGAGUUCUUAAAGGAAGCAAAGCCUUUUAUUGAAGAUGGAGUUCAUCCUCAAAAUCUUAUAAGAAGUUAUCGCACAGCUUCUUCUUUGGCAAUUGAGAAGAUCAAAGAGUUAGCUGUUAGCAUAGAAGGUAAAAGCUUGGAAGAAAAGAAAAGUUUACUGGCAAAAUGUGCUGCGACAACACUAUCUUCGAAGCUUAUUGGUGGUGAAAAGGAGUUUUUUGCAACUAUGGUUGUGGAUGCUGUCCUUGCUAUUGGGCUUGAAGAUAGGUUAAACAUGAUUGGGAUGAAAAAGGUUCCUGGAGGUACCAUGAGGGAUUCUUUUCUUGUGAAUGGUGUUGCCUUCAAAAAGACAUUCUCAUAUGCUGGUUUUGAGCAGCAACCAAAAAAGUUUCUAAAUCCCAAGAUACUUCUGCUUAACAUUGAACUAGAGCUAAAAUCAGAGAAAGAAAAUGCAGAGAUCAGGUUGUCGGAUCCGUUGCAGUACCAGUCAAUCGUAGACGCAGAAUGGAAUAUCAUUUAUGACAAAUUGGAUAAAUGUGUGAAGAGUGGAGCCAAAGUCGUUCUGUCACGGCUUGCUAUUGGUGAUCUGGCAACUCAGUAUUUUGCAGACCGUGAUAUCUUUUGUGCUGGUCGUGUUGCUGAGGAAGAUCUGCAUCGGGUUGCAGCUGCUGCUGGUGGAACUGUUCAGACAACUGUGAACAACAUUAUUGACGAGGUCCUUGGUACUUGUGACAUAUUUGAAGAGAAGCAAGUUGGAAAUGAGCGAUUUAAUAUAUUUAGUGGAUGCCCCUCUGGUCGGACUGCCACAAUUGUUCUUCGUGGCGGUGCAGAUCAGUUUAUUGAGGAGGCAGAGCGGAGUUUACAUGAUGCUAUUAUGAUCGUUAGAAGGGCUCUGAAGAACUCAACUGUAGUUGCUGGUGGUGGUGCUAUUGAUAUGGAGAUUAGCAGGUACUUGAGGCAGCAUGCACGCACCAUAGCUGGGAAGUCACAACUCUUUAUAAACUCCUAUGCAAAAGCCCUUGAGGUAAUCCCACGACAACUGUGUGAUAAUGCUGGUUUUGAUGCAACUGAUGUGCUGAACAAACUGAGACAAAAACAUGCCCUUCCAUCUGGAGAGGGUGCACCUUAUGGUGUAGACAUUAAUACUGGUGGAAUUGCAGAUUCAUUUGCCAACUUUGUGUGGGAACCAGCAGUUGUCAAGAUAAAUGCCAUAAACGCUGCUACCGAAGCUGCUUGCCUUGUCUUAAGUGUUGAUGAAACUGUUAAAAACCCCAAGUCCGAGAGCGCUCAAGGAGAUGCCGCUGCUAUGGGAGGUAGAGGUCGAGGAAGAGGUGGCUACGGUGGUCGUGGAAUGAGGAGGCGAUAAGCGUUUGGAUGUAUUUUUCUCCUGAAGCUAAGCCUUUGGAAGUUUUGUUUUGCUCACAAAGUAUUCUGUCGAAUAUGUGCUUUCUAUCUCCAUUUCUUUACAUUUUUAGUGUGUGCUUUUAUCAGUUUUGGAUCGAUUGAUAAUCAAUCUUUGAAGUUUUAAUUUGGAGUUUUUUUAAUUGGGUUCUUCUAUUUUAGCAAAUGAACUCACUUGGUAAUGACUUGUAACAAUUAUUGGGGCUUCUGGAGUUGACUGGACAUAGGUUCAUAGGAAUAGAACUUGUUGCUAUUUAUUCA